This is a messenger RNA of Caenorhabditis elegans, 1175 nucleotides long. RefSeq lists its product as uncharacterized. Bases 1 to 516 code for a protein of 171 amino acids. The record is from RefSeq and is marked reviewed. The transcript is spliced from 4 exons. Lineage: Eukaryota; Metazoa; Nematoda; Chromadorea; Rhabditida; Rhabditidae.
AUGCCACUACCAAUUUAUAAACAUGUAAGUUUCUUUUGUAUAUCAAAAUGUAUGGACAAAUCACGGAAUUUUCAGCCAAACGAGGGCGAAGAGGAAAUGAAAAAAAGCUGGGUACGCCACGAGAAACUGUGUGCUCAACUCGAGGCUUGCUCCUUGGACCUGAAACAGAACGAGGCACAGAUGACAAUUUUGACGGCUACCGGUGGAGAGUUGAAGGAAAAGCACAAGAAGAUUCGAGGGCUUUUGGAUGAAGCAAAGGCAAAUGGUCAACAAAAAGAACUUGAAGAGUUGUCAAAGGAAAUUGAAAACGUGGAAACACAGACCAGGAUUUGGCUCAAUGAGCUUCACGAUGUACACGAUAAGCGAGUUGAUAUUGAUUGCCAAAUGAUUCGAUUAGGAUCUGAAGUGAAGAAAAACGAGACCUAUGUUCAAUUGGCGUGCAUUGAUAUCGAAAGAAUGGAGCUUCGUCAUGAAAUCAGAUGGAAGAAAUUCCUGCAAAACAAUCCGUGCAAGUAAUAUCUACUGCAGCAAUCCUUCUUCAUGACCAUUCGAGGCAUUCCACGUCUUCUCAACUUAUCCUCGUUCCAAAAAUCAAAGUCCUUUGUUCUGUGUUCUUCGAAUAAUUGGAUAACAUAGUUGAUUAUAAUGUUUUUUUAAAAUUAAACCUAGAUCAAUGUUUAAAAAAUAUUCAAAUCAACUCAACAUAUUCCAAUUCUGUAACUAGUAUCCCCGUGCUUAAACUCUUCCACCACCGCGUCCUGUAAAAGUAGCUGGUUUCCCAUUCCGUUGUUUCAAUAGUGAUAUAGUGUUGGCCACUUCCUUUUUUAUCCACUUUUCCUGUUUUAGGCCAGAAAUCUACGAGAUCUUCUCUUUCUUUUUUAUUUUUUUUGUUUGUUUUUUCUUCAUUCAAUUAAACUUAAUCCCAUUUUUCCCUGUCCCUGUCUUUCAUUAAAAUAUAUACAUGGCUUGAGGUUUGUUUCCAAUUUUUGUCAUCUCUUCUCGGCUCAUACUUUCUUAUGUUUCAGAAGACCCAGACAUCUUUCAGUCUCCCCGUUUUGUUUCUUUUUUUAUUUUCAAAAAUCCUCACAGCAAAUUUUCUUUCUCAUAUUUUUAAUUUCUUUUUCAUUCUCUUCUAAAAUAUUACUCAAAAUCAGUCAAUAAAUGUUCAGUUGGUU